This is a messenger RNA of Malassezia japonica, 558 nucleotides long. RefSeq lists its product as uncharacterized. NCBI's taxonomy places the organism in Eukaryota, Fungi, Basidiomycota, Malasseziomycetes, Malasseziales, Malasseziaceae. The coding region runs from base 1 to 558 and encodes 185 amino acids. The transcript has a single exon. The record is from RefSeq and is a predicted model, not a curated record.
AUGGCGCGACUCGACGGACACAAGCGCAGUGUGGUGAAGCACCGGACGCGCGCGCCGCAAGGCCAGCGUCCCCGCGGUGGAUUCUCUGUCGGCGCUACGAAUGUGCCGAGCGGUGCAUACAUCGGCCGCGCAAAGAAGCUCAAGGCGGAUCUCAUUCAUAAAGCCAAGGUCAAAAAAGCCUACAACAAGCUGCUCGAGCGUGAAGGCGCGCCGGCCGAGAUGCCCGAGCCGGAAGAGACGCAGGACCUCGGCCGCUUUGCCCCAGAGGACCCUGCUGACGACCUCUUGGAGCAGGUGGAAAAGAAGGACGAGCGGCCACGCGCCACCGCCGAGCGCCCCACGAAGAAAAAGCUGCCCUAUUUCCACGCCCCCCCUAAGAAAAAGGAGCCCAAGGCCGAGGGGCCAAAGCGCACGGCCGAGCAGGCCAUGCAGGAGCGCGAGGCGCGCCGUGCGCUGUGGAACAAAAAGAGCCCCAGCGCCAAAGGCCGCGCGCGUGGCCAGCCCGAUCUUGGCGCGCGGAUGGAAGUCAUGCUGGACAAGAUCCAGCGCAACGCAUAG